Molecule: messenger RNA, 4560 nt
Organism: Microplitis mediator
Lineage: Eukaryota; Metazoa; Arthropoda; Insecta; Hymenoptera; Braconidae
Gene: Bcs1
Product: mitochondrial chaperone BCS1
Exons: 6
Coding region: 149-1432 (427 amino acids)
Biological process (GO): mitochondrial respiratory chain complex III assembly; protein insertion into mitochondrial inner membrane from matrix
Cellular component (GO): mitochondrial inner membrane
Molecular function (GO): ATP binding; ATP hydrolysis activity
Source: RefSeq, a predicted model, not a curated record
UAUAACCACGUGAUUUUCAUCACAAUCUACAAGCAAAAGCAUGUGUAGGUUAGCUCAUAAACCAGCUUUUAAAUUUUUUAAAAUCAAACGCAAUUUACUGAAAACAGUUUUAUUUAAUAAGUUAUAAUUGUGAUAAAAACAAAACAAGAUGACAAUUAUUGAGUACAUACAGACACUCUCAGACAACCCUUACUUUGGAGCAGGUUUUGGUUUAGCAGGACUAGGUGUUGGUGCAGCUUUUCUACGAAAAGGAUCACAAGUUGCGACUGUUCUUUUCAAACGUCAUUAUAUGAUAACCUUAGAAGUUCCAUGUCGUGAUAAAAGUUAUCAAUGGUUACUUCAAUGGAUAACACACAAAGGUGCUCGUAAAACUCAACAUUUAUCUGUAGAAACUAGUUUUGAAUUGAAAGAAACUGGUCAUGUUAAAACAAAAUAUGAUUUUAUACCCAGUAUUGGUACCCAUUUUUUCAAAUAUAAAGGAAAUUGGAUAAAAGUUCAAAGAACACGAGAGCAACAGACACUAGAUCUACAUAUGGGAAUUCCAUGGGAAACUGUUCAAUUAACAGCAUUAGGAAAUAAUAAGAGUAUUUAUUUUGAUAUUCUUGAAGAAGCACGUCAAAUGGCACUAAAAGAACAUGAAGGCAAGACAAUAAUGUACACCGCCAUGGGAAGUGAGUGGCGUCAAUUUGGUCAUCCACGUAAAAAACGUCCAUUAGAUUCAGUUGUUCUGGGAGACGGAAUAGCUGAGAGAAUUCUAAAUGACUGCAAAGAAUUUAUUAACAAUCCUGGAUGGUACAGCGAUCGAGGAAUACCUUAUCGACGUGGCUAUUUGCUGUACGGUCCUCCUGGAUGCGGCAAAUCCUCAUUCAUUACUGGUCUUGCUGGUGAAUUAGAGCGCGGAAUUUGUGUAUUAAAUUUGUCCGAACGAGGACUUACGGAUGACCGUUUAAACCACCUUCUUGCUGUUGCACCACAGCAGACAAUAAUUCUUCUCGAAGAUAUUGAUGCAGCUUUCAAAGAUCGUUCUCAAGAUACUCACACUAAAACUGCCUACGAAGGCCUGAAUAAUUUAACAAUGAGCGGAUUAUUAAAUUGUCUUGAUGGCGUUGCUUCAACGGAAGCAAGAAUUUUAUUUAUGACAACAAAUUAUAAAGAAAAAUUAGACGCAGCUCUCGUAAGACCCGGGAGAGUUGACGUUAAAGAAUAUAUUGGUUACUGUAGUAUAAGUCAAGUUGAAAAAAUGUUUUUACGAUUUUACCGUGGCCCUGAUCAAACCAAAGCUCAUGAGCUAGCUAAAGAAUUUGCUCAGGGUGUUGCUAAUCAUGGGAAAGAUGUUAGUCCAGCACAAAUACAAGGUUUCUUUAUGUUUUAUAAAAAUAGUCCAGAAGAAGUAUUAAGCAAUAUCUCACAAAUAUGGGAAUUAACUAAGUAGUAAUAAUAAUUAUUAUUACUGUUUUUGAUAAUUUAUACAAGUUAUUUAUUAUUUGCAUUGAGUACUGUUUUAAUACAAAAAAAUACAAGUUUAUUGGAAUAUUUUUUUAAAUUUAUUUUUAUUUUCAUUUAUGUAAAAAAUUAUCACGUAGUGAUCUAUCACUAUUUAAUACUCACGAAUAUUACUACACAAAUAAAUAAAUCAAUGUGGUAAAUAACAAAAUUUAUUAUUUUUAAAAACUACACUGGUCACAAAAAUUAAGGGAUAUAAAAAAAAUUCAAAAUUUUCGAGUGAUUUUCAACAUGCUGUGGCAGUGUUACAACUCUACUCACAACAUAUCUACUCAAGGGAAGUAGAUAAAACUCUACUCACUCACAACUUUACUCAGCCUCAACUCUACUCACAGUUUUUUUUACUCAGGUUCAACUCUACUCAGUUAUAUCUUUACUCAGCUACUAUUGUACUCACAAAGAAUUGCUAUUUUAUCAAUAGGCUAAAAUACGUGAGUAGAGUUGUAGCUGAGCCUAGUUAAACCUGAGUAAAGAUACAAUUGAGUAGAGUUAAACCUGAGUAAAAAAAACUGUGAGUAGAGUUGAGGCUGAGUAAAGUUGUGAGUGAGUAGAGUUGUAUCUACUUCCCUUGAGUAGAGAUGUUGUGAGUAGAAUUGUAACACUGCCCAUGCUGUAGCUCGGUAAAAAAUGGUCGUUGAGUAAAAACAAAAAAAGCAAAUUGUAGCCUCAAGUUUCUAGUUUUCAGAUCUGGACUUCAAAAUUUUUUUAUCGCGCACGGUUCCGGAGUAAUUCUAAGAAAACCGACGCAAAAAAAAUUUUCUAAAUUUUUGCUUGUCUUCAAGAAAGUCUAUGGGCUUCAAUAAAUUUUUUUUGAUAAUCUGACCUUAUGACUCUUUUAAGAAAUUUUAUGCCCUUUAAUUUUCCGCCCUCAAAAAGCCUCUACGACCAUUUGGCGCCGAGUUAUCAAUGACUUUUUAUAUCCCUUAAUUUUUGUGACUAGUGUACAUUCAUUAUUACAAUUAAAAUUUUUAAAACUUUAGUACGUAAAAAAAAGUACGAAUGUGUGAUUAAAAUUAAUGAUAUGUCAAUAUUUACAUAUUUUCCUGUUAUAGUUUCCCGGAAAAGAAUAACUUAGAUUUACGUAAAUCUAAUUUUGUUUAUGAUUUAGAUCUGCGAUCUACGAAGAUUCAAAUUAAAAUAAAGCAAAUUAUAAAAUUGAGAAUUUUAAAUUAUAUUUUGAUUUGAAAAGAAGACUUGGAGCUUUGGGAGCAUUCGGAAAUGCUCCGGCUCUAAUUCUAGCGAAGCGUCGCCAUAUCCUCCUCAGUCCCGGGGCAUCAUUUUGUUUGCUAUUUGAAUAAUUUUUUAUAAGUCUACUUAUGGACCUUUUAAGAAGCAAAAAAACAUAUUUUUUAUCAUUCAUGCAAUAUAAGUGCUAUCUUGGCGCACGCUCUUUUGUUCGCCAAAUAGCUGUUUGCCCAUUCAACUGUUUCCACGACAUUUGUGUGCGUUAAACGAUUAUCUGCGUGCGACAAGUAAAUUUGAGUGCGACAAGUAAACUUGUCGCACUCAAAUUUACUUCUUGUCGCAUGCAGAUUAUCGUUUAACCCACAAAAAUGUCGCGGCAACAGUUGAAUCAGCAAAAAGCUACUUGGAGAAUAAAACAGCGAGCACUAAGAUAGUACUUAUAUUGCAUUAAUGAUAAAAAAAACUGUGUUCAAUUCGUGCGGUGUUGUCGAUUACCCACUCGAGCGAAUGAGCGCACUCACUUCGUUCGUGCGCUCAACUUCGCUCUCGUGGGCAAUCGACAACUUGCCGCACUAGUUGUACAAUAUACUAUUAUAUUUUUUCUAAUUUAUAGAUUUUUAAGUCAUCUAUUUGAAAGCUGUAGCAAUAAUUAUUUUUAUGGUCCAGCAAAUAGCUGCUAGUUGCCAAUAAUGCCAAUGCUGGCAAAAUUGUCCCCUAUACGGAGCGUCAGGAUCAAAGAGGAUGUAGCAAAAGCUAGAGCUAGAACAUUUCCGAGUGCACCCUUUGUAAAAAAUAAAAAAAAUUUGAAAAAUUAUAUAGAUCUAACGAGAUCUAUACACUAUAAAAAAUUUGCGGAUUAAAUCCCAAGUGAAUGCGCAGAGGAUGACUGAGUAUUUAUUUAAUCUCCUUGGAGUGAAAUUCACUUAGAAGGGGAGUUUGUUUUAGUAUGGAAACUCGGGUUCGAAGUAAAAUUCACUCCUAAAAAAAGUUCAGUUUAAUAUUGAACUCCGAAUUGGAAUGAAUGUAGAUUUAUAUGAAAUCCAGAUCACUCCGAAAUUACUCCGCUGAAAAAACAAACUCUUUACUCCGUAUGCGAAGUGAUUUUUUUUUUAAACUCCGAAAUUUCGGGUUCCACCAUAAUAUCUCCCCAUGACAAAAUCUCCACACGAGAAAAUCGCUCCAGGACAAAAUCCGUUGAACACGAUCUCUAUAAACGAGAUCUUAUAAUAAUCUAUGUAAUUAUAAUGAUUUCUACACUUACGACUGGAAUCGUAUUCAGGUUUUUUUCACAUUUUAUAUGUAUAUCAUAAAUAAAUAGAAUGUGUUACAGAUACAUGUAUAAAAUCAUGGGAAAUUCUCAGCCCAAAUUUGACAUCAUCGUCAAUUGCAGGAACUGGACGUAAACUUACUGUGAAGUUAAUCAAAAUCACUGAACGUCAAAUUUUUGAAGUGAUAGUAUGGCCAGCAGGGAUUGGACUGAUGAAAAUAAUUUUAGAAAUUUUAUCCUGGAGAGAUUUUGUCCAGAGAGAUAAAGUCGUGUUACCGAAAUUCCGAGUGAUGCAGUGAAUUCGUAUUGAAUUUAAAUCCGUAAUCACUGCGAAUUCACUCCCGAUUUUUUACAGUGGAUAAAUCUGAGUAGAUCUAUUAAUAUUAUUAUAGAUCUAAAAAAUAAAAAAAUUAAAUUUUGUUGAUUUUAGUCAGAUCUCGUUAGACAUAAAAUAUUUUCCCCGGAAAAAACUAGAUUUAAGUAAAUUUGUAUCGUGAAAUUUUAAAUUUCAGUAUAAAAUACUUUUCCAUAUAUAUAGAUAUAUAUAUAAAUUUUAAAAAUAAUAAACUGAUUAUCAGUGACAUUAAAUAUUAAUUAAUAUAAAA